CAGCAUGUCUGCGGUCUUUUUGCUAGUUGGGAAGGUGUGACAGACUCAAGUUUAUUACCCUCAGUAUGGAGCAAAGUCCAUCAGAGGGCCUUUACACAGCACCAUCUCUGAGACAGACCGUGUCUGUGCCUGUUUUCUUCCCUGUCCCGGUCCGGGUCUCUGAGGCCUCUGCAGUUAUGAAUGACAGCUUACGGUUACCCAUGCCGCUCCUCUCCUAUGGACCAUGAACAUCGCAAACUAUCCCUUGGAUCACCCCCAUUCCAUGGUCCUCCACCCCGCCGAUUACACGCAGGACCUUUUACAAGAGGGGCCAUCCACAUCUCGGGAAUUAAAGCCAGAUCCAGAUGGUCGGGCAACUCAAGAGGAGGGCUGUCCUGUGUGUGGUGACAGGGUGUCAGGAUAUCACUAUGGUCUGCUCACCUGUGAGAGCUGUAAGGGCUUUUUUAAGCGCUCCGUGCAGAACAAGAAACACUACACGUGUGCAGAAAGACAGUGCUGUCCCAUGGACCUGGCUCAGAGGAAGCGAUGCCCUUUCUGUCGCUUUCAGAAAUGUCUAGCUGUUGGCAUGAAGAGAGAGGCUGUACGUGCCGACAGAAUGAGAGGUGGACGAAACAAGUUUGGGCCUCUAUAUCGGCGAGACAGGCAACAGAAACAGCAAAGAGGCACCUAUGAUCAAGCCAACAGUGCCUCCCACAGGAUCAAACUUGAGGGACCACAGGCAUCUGUACUUGCUAGGCCUUAUGAUUUUCAUGUUCCCAACCCAUCCCCUGCUCCUCAUGGUUGUGAACAUUACCAACCACCUCAGCCUUUUCCUCCCAAUAUGAACCAAUCAGAGUUCCCCAUGCUGUUGGACUGCACCAUGCCCAGAGACCGGACACUGUCUGAUCCCACCAUUCCUUUUCACACACUGUACUAUCAAGGCUUCCAUGGAUAUCCUCAUAAAAAACUAGAGAUCCCUCUCAACUACAGUCCUGCUUCUGUAACGUCCCCUUCUCCAAUCUCGCCUUCUGAACUUUCUACACCCACACCCACUACUACACUCACACCAACCUUGACUCCAAGUUCAAUGCCAACUCCAGCACAAAGCUUGACACCCACCUCAACUUCGACCCCGACUCCUAGUUCAUGUUUCCUGAACCAGCUCCUGGAAGCUGAACCAGAUGAAAAACAGUUCUGCAUGCGGGUUUUAGCAAGCCUCCAAAGAGAACAGGCCUGCAGAGGAAAACACGAUUGCCUCAACACCUUUAGCAUCAUGUGCAAAAUGGCAGACCAGACCUUGUUUGGAUUGGUGGAGUGGGCCCGCAACUGCAUGCUGUUUAAGGAACUUAAGGUAGAGGAUCAAAUGGUGCUCCUGCAGAGCUGCUGGAGUGAACUACUCGUCCUGGAUCAUCUUUGCAGGCAGGUGGCUUACGGGAAAGAUGGCACCAUCUGUCUGAUUACUGGACAACAGAUUGAGGUAUCGACUAUUCUCAGCCAGGCUGGGGUGAUGCUCAGUAGUUUGGUGUCCAGAGCCCAGGACCUUGUAUCCAAGCUUAGGUCCCUUCAGUUGGACAGGGAGGAGUUUGUGUGUCUCAAAUAUCUGGUUCUCUUCAACCCAGAUGUAAAAUCAGUGCAGGAUCGUAGGCAGGUAGAACAGACUCAAGAGCGUGUAAACAGAGCUCUGAUGGACCACACUAUGCAGACCCACCCAGGUCACUCGGACAAGUUUGGGCAGCUGCUGCUCCGUCUACCAGAGGUGCGCAGCAUCAGUCUGCAGGUGGAGGAGUACCUGUAUCAGCGCCACCUGCUGGGAGAUUUACCUUGUAACUCACUUCUAACUGAAAUGCUCCAUGCAAAGAACACCUAAGA
This is a messenger RNA of Xyrauchen texanus (razorback sucker), 1848 nucleotides long. RefSeq names its product nuclear receptor subfamily 5 group A member 2-like. The transcript has 7 exons. Gene Ontology annotation, molecular function: zinc ion binding; RNA polymerase II cis-regulatory region sequence-specific DNA binding; nuclear receptor activity. Gene Ontology annotation, cellular component: RNA polymerase II transcription regulator complex. NCBI's taxonomy places the organism in Eukaryota, Metazoa, Chordata, Actinopteri, Cypriniformes, Catostomidae. Gene Ontology annotation, biological process: tissue development; hormone-mediated signaling pathway; regulation of transcription by RNA polymerase II. The record is from RefSeq and is a predicted model, not a curated record. Bases 224 to 1846 code for a protein of 540 amino acids.